UCUUUCCUUGUAGUGGAUCAAUAACUGCAUAGGAAGAAAAAAUUACAAAAGGUUCUUCAUCCUCAUGGUGUUUGCUCUUCUCUUGCUUAUUCUGCAGUGGGCUGUUGGGAUGCUUGUGCUGAUACUGUGUUUUGUUGAGAGAAGGAGAUUUUCUGCUGAAAUUGUUUCAAAGCUGGGUAGUAGCUUUUCCUUGGCACCCUUUAUCAUUGUGGUGGCUGUGUGCACUUUAUUAGCCAUGGUUGCUACUCUUCCAGUUGCACAACUUUUCUUCUUCCAUAUUCUUUUAAUAAAAAAGGGAAUCAGCACCUAUGAUUACAUUAUUGCUUUGAGGGAGCAAGAUCAGGAGCAGGAGCAACUUGCUGUUGGUGGGCAGCAAAGUCCGCAAAUGUCCCAAGUGAGCUCUUUUACUGGACUAAGCAGCACCAGUUCUUUCAAUCAAUUCCAUCGCGGUGCAUGGUGUACUCCGCCAAGAUUAUUCCUUGAGGAUCAGGGGAAGUGA
Molecule: messenger RNA, 499 nt
Organism: Zingiber officinale
Lineage: Eukaryota; Viridiplantae; Streptophyta; Magnoliopsida; Zingiberales; Zingiberaceae
Product: probable protein S-acyltransferase 22
Exons: 5
Coding region: 65-499 (144 amino acids)
Source: RefSeq, a predicted model, not a curated record